AUGGAUGAUCAAGGCGUUGACGCCGAUAUCCACGCUGCGAUUGCCGGAUCCGAAGGAUUGAAUCGUGAUGCAUACGCCAUUGACGCCCACACUCAGGGGUCGUUGUGGAUCGUUAAGGAACUCCACGAUCUCAGCGUAGAGCUCGACCAGGAGACCUUGAAGGAUAGUGAAACGCUCCGGUUCUGGUAUGUGAUUCUGGGGGACCGGUGA
Fonticula alba is the source of this 210-nucleotide messenger RNA. RefSeq lists its product as hypothetical. The transcript has 2 exons. The coding region runs from base 1 to 210 and encodes 69 amino acids. Lineage: Eukaryota; Rotosphaerida; Fonticulaceae. The record is from RefSeq and is a predicted model, not a curated record.